This is a messenger RNA of Perkinsus marinus ATCC 50983, 273 nucleotides long. RefSeq lists its product as hypothetical. The record is from RefSeq and is a predicted model, not a curated record. Gene Ontology annotation, molecular function: serine-type endopeptidase activity. Bases 1 to 273 code for a protein of 90 amino acids. The transcript has a single exon. Gene Ontology annotation, biological process: proteolysis. Lineage: Eukaryota; Perkinsozoa; Perkinsida; Perkinsidae.
AUGGCUGGCAUCGUUGGUGCUAUCAGAAAUAACAAGAUCGGUAUGGCGGGUAUUCUGGACAGUGUGCGCAUACUGCCCAUAUUCGAUGGUAAAGAUUUGACUUAUUCCGCAAUCGAGGAUGCUUUCACCUACCUGAUCGAUAAGAGGAAAGGUGAUGUGAGAGUUAUUCUCAUGACGGAAGGGUCCGAUUCAAGUAGUUCCCAAGCCGUUACCGACAAGAUUCUGGAAGCAACUGCAGCUGGCAUGCUCGUUGUCGUCACGGCAGGGAAUUAA